Messenger RNA from Lucilia cuprina (Australian sheep blowfly), 1434 nucleotides. Its product is annotated as lysosomal alpha-mannosidase. Gene Ontology annotation, biological process: mannose metabolic process. Gene Ontology annotation, cellular component: lysosome. The record is from RefSeq and is a predicted model, not a curated record. NCBI's taxonomy places the organism in Eukaryota, Metazoa, Arthropoda, Insecta, Diptera, Calliphoridae. The transcript is spliced from 5 exons. The annotation marks the transcript as partial. Gene Ontology annotation, molecular function: carbohydrate binding; alpha-mannosidase activity.
CUUUUCACGGGACUUUUAUACAAUCAUUAUGCUGCUCCCGAUGGUUUCUGUUUCGAUAGUUUGUGUAAUGAUCAACCUAUUAUCGAUGGCGAUAGUUAUGAUAACAAUGUUAAGGAGAGGGUUGAUACCUUCAUUGCUUACAUUAACAAAAUGGCCAAGACUUAUCGUUCUACUCAUUUGUUGGUACCCAUGGGUGAUGAUUUCAAUUAUGAAAAUGCUAAUAUGAACUAUAAGAAUUUGGAUAAGUUAAUUAAAUAUGUCAAUCAACGUCAACUUAUGGGCACUAAGAUCAAUCUCUUAUACUCAACACCCGCCUGUUAUUUGAAUGCAUUACAUGAGACUAUCAAACUUACGUGGCCCAAUAAGACUCAAGAUUUCUUCCCUUAUGGUACUGACAAUCACACCUACUGGUCCGGCUACUUCAGUUCACGUCCCACCCAAAAGAAAUAUGAACGUGAUGGUAAUCACUUUUUGCAAGUCGCCAAACAAUUGACAACUUUGGCCAAUCUUACCACUGUCGAAGCCAAUCAGAAUCUCGAUAAAUUGAGACAAGUUAUGGGUAUAAUGCAACAUCAUGAUGCUAUAACCGGUACCGAAAAACAACAUGUUGCUGCCGAUUAUGAUAGACUUCUAACAGAUGCUAUAGUUGCAGCUCAAAAUAACACUCGUAUGGCUUUGCAAAAGUUAACCAAUUUGACAAAUGGUGAAUUUGUCUCUUGUCUACAGUUGAAUAUCAGUGUGUGUGAAUUUACUCAGAAAUCGGCCAAUAAUCUGGUGAUAACCGUCUUUAAUCCUUUGAGUCAACCUAGUACACAGUACAUUAGAAUUCCCGUUUUAAAUGUCAGUUAUAUUGUAACCGAUGCUUCUGGCAAAGAGAUUCCUCAUCAAAUUGUACCCGUGCCCGCUGAAGUUUUAGCUUUGACCGAUUUACGCAAGAAUUUGACUCAAACCGAAUUGGUAUUUGAGGCUUAUGUUGAGAAAUUGUCCAAUUUCUAUGUGAAAGUGAGGCCCCAACCUAAAUAUUUUGAAUAUGAUGUUUACAACAGUGAGGGUGUUCAGCUUAACAAUAGAUUCUUAAGAUAUCAAGCCAAUAAAGUGGGCGCUUUGAUGACAGCCCCUGCUACCACUAAUGAAGUUAAGCCUAGAGCUGCCGGAGAUGUGAUCGUGCAAAAUUCGUUAGUAAAGUUGACCUUCAACAAUAAGGGUUUGUUGUACAACAUUCAAAUGAAUGGUGUUUCGGAAAAUAUCACCCAAGAAUUCUAUUACUACAAGGGUGCUUUGGGUAAUAAUACUCAAUCUAAGUUUAGAUCUUCGGGAGCCUACACUUUCCGUCCCAAUGGCACAGAAUUGUUGGUCAGUACCUCUGCCACUAUUAAAGUAUUUAAUGGUCCUUUAGUCAAGGAAGUCCAUCAACGUUUUAAUGACUGGAACUAG